This is a messenger RNA of Sorex fumeus (smoky shrew), 2320 nucleotides long. RefSeq names its product DERPC proline and glycine rich nuclear protein (gene DERPC). NCBI's taxonomy places the organism in Eukaryota, Metazoa, Chordata, Mammalia, Eulipotyphla, Soricidae. The transcript has a single exon. The coding region runs from base 1 to 1623 and encodes 540 amino acids. The record is from RefSeq and is a predicted model, not a curated record.
AUGAAAGAACCCCGGAUUUUCCCUAGAGAGCGGCCAACUCCUUGGACUCGUGCUCCCCUGCCACCUCGAGGACGGCUCGACAGUUCCCUGGGACCACAGGGGGGUCCUGGUCUGAACACUGGCCACCCACUGGGCAUGAACUCGGAUCCCUUCCUUAUGGCAGCCGGUUCCCUUGGUGGAAAUCUGGCCCCGUUUCCACGGAACCCAUCUGCUUUUCCAAGUUCAUCAAGCGCGCUAGCUUCAAAUUCAGCACCUUUCUCUGCUGGGGCUCGAGACCCAGGCAUGGCUGCUUUUCCCAGAGGAAUGCAUUCUGCCGGCACAGGCGCGGCGUCUUUCUCACGGCCAGGUGGCCUCCUGGGUCCCGGCCCAGGGUCGGCGCUGAAUCCUAGAGCCGGGGCUCUUCAAGGCCCAGGACCUAUGUCUAAUCAGAGACUAGGGGGGCUGUCAGGGCCAGGGCCUAUGUCUAACCCGAGAUCAGGUGGUCUUCUGGGUGCUGGGCCCGACCCUAGAAGUGGGGGUCCCAUGGGCCCCGGAUCAGGACCCAACUUGAGAUCCGGUGGCAUGUUGAGUUCUGGGAAUGGCCCUCCCAAUGCUCGGCCUGUUGGUCUGGGUCCUGGACCAAAUCCUAAUAUGAGAUCAGGCUUUGGUGGUACAAAUCCUGCCCCAAGGUCAGGUAUGUUUCCAGGCCCAGGUCUUGGACCCAGCCCCAGGGGAGCAGGUGGCUUGGGCCCAGGCCUUGGGCCCAACCCCAGGGGAGGUGGCCUGGGUCCAGGCCCUAACCUGGACAACAGAGCGGGUGGCCUCUUGGGCACAGGGUCUGGUCUCAACUUGAGAAUGACUGGCCCUCAAGGCCUGGAUCUCGCCCCAAUUCUGAGAGCAGCAGGUCUUUUAGGAGCAAAUUCGGCUUCUUUCUCACAGGCUUCUGGAAACAUGGGCACAAACCCGUCCUCCAUGGCAAGAGUACCGGGUCCCAUAGGCCCAAACUCUGGGCCUGGCUCUCGGGGAAUGGGCCUCUCGGGGCCAAAUCCAUCUCCCAUGUCAAGGGCUCCUGGCCCCAUGGCUCCUAACUCAGCUCAUUUCUCCCGGCCAGCUGGCCCGAUGGGAAUAAAUGCGAAUCCUUUUCCAAGAGGGACAGGUCCAGGGGGACUGAACCCAGGCACCUUCUCUCAGUCUUCUGGAACAUUGGCUUCAAACCCAGCUACUUUCCAAAGGUCUACUGGCCUCCAGGGCUCCGGUUCAGCAAUGUUCCCAAGAGCUUCUGGGCCAGUAGGCCCCAGUCCAGCCAAUUUCACAAGGGCCACUGGCUUACAAGGUCCAAGUCCAGCUACCUUCCCAAGGUCUAGUGGCCCGCUAGGCCCUGGUCAAGUUACUUUUCCCAGGUCAGCUCCUGGGCCCCUGGGCUCUACUGCAGGCCCGAUGGGUAUGAACCCUUCUCCUUUUGCAAGACCAACUGGGUCCAUGGGUCUCAACCAGACUUCCUUCCCAAGGAUGAAUGGCCCUGUAGGGAAGACUAUGGUCCCGUUUCCUAGAGUGGGGGGCCUCCCUGGCACAAACCCAGCUGCGUUCUCCAGACCAGGGGGUGCAAUGUCUGCAAUGUACCCAAAUGGAAUGUUACCCCCUUAAACAGCAUUUCCUCUCCAGGACCACCAUGUUUUCUAGGCACCGUGGUUCUGGGCAGGGACUGUUUUAGGUAAAGAAUAGAUUUGGAGCUACAGUCUGAAGUACAUAGCUGGGGUUCAGGUUCAGAUGAGCCAUCUUUUUCCUCUGCUUUCUUGACUCAAAGUGAAAUGUUAUUUGUGGGACAUGGACUAGGGCAAAGGAGCACGAUCCCGGCCUUGCAGGAAAGGCUCUCCGCCCUCUGAAAGCCUGCUGUGCUUUUGUCUCACAGCUUUCUGCCCCUUGUUUCUUACUGGUUUCUCGAAUUGUUCUCGUGGACUUUUCCUCAGGGAUACAUUGGCCUGCAGGUCCCAAUUCUUAGUAGUCCCUUGCUUACCACUGGAGAAUCAGCUUACUGCUUUCUAGAAAUGUCACAUCGGUAAAUGGACCAUGCUUCAGCAGCUUGGACCUGGUCAUCCUCCACUGCCAUACUUUCCCUGGGGGGCUUGAACACAGAACAGGGAGGUGGACUAACCCUUCAGAGGCCCGCCAUCUCUGCCUAGCACCCGGCUGGCUGGGCCUGCAGCUAUCUUCUCCUGGGACGUAAGAGGAGACCAGAACCAAGGCCCCACGGCUCAUCCAUCUUCCCCGCUGGUACUCCCAAUCAAAGAACCUCAAAGAUUGAAACUGACGUGGAUGGGAAAAUGGGGCUUGGGGUGGGGGC